This is a messenger RNA of Planococcus citri (citrus mealybug), 3497 nucleotides long. Its product is annotated as mitochondrial proton/calcium exchanger protein-like. Gene Ontology annotation, cellular component: mitochondrial inner membrane. The record is from RefSeq and is a predicted model, not a curated record. The transcript has 11 exons. Gene Ontology annotation, biological process: intracellular monoatomic cation homeostasis. Bases 249 to 2612 code for a protein of 787 amino acids. NCBI's taxonomy places the organism in Eukaryota, Metazoa, Arthropoda, Insecta, Hemiptera, Pseudococcidae. Gene Ontology annotation, molecular function: ribosome binding.
UUAUCAUUAUCAACAUGAUUGCAAUCAGUGAUCAGUGCAAAAUGUGAAAGAAAAUUCGCGAGUUCUUACCAAGUUUUAUGUAAAUUAAUGAACGAGUAGUCGUUUAUUUAUUAAUUUACACGUUGUAUUUACGUUCGCCGGUUUCAAGGAGUUAUAAUAAGACUCAUUUUGAGUAAUUAAACGUCGUUCAAUUUUUACGACACAAUUACACUUCGUCUUUCAUCAUAUAAUAUUCCGGUACCAUCAAUAUGUAUCCGCUUUUAUGCAGGCGUUCUAUGAUGCAGAAUAGAGCAGGUACCUUGAUAAAAUGUACCUUGCGUCAUGGCCGAACGUACGCUAACGUUGCAAAUCAAACCAGAAAAUCCAAACCUUCUAGUCUGAUAACGCAAACUGUACAUUCUAACGUUUUUCUAAAUUCCGUAAUGCGCACCUCGAAGCGAUCUUUAGCUUCAUAUUGUGAUAUAUUCUCUCGAAACCACAUUUCCACCGACGAUAGUUCGUUUUAUCCGAUUUACGUUCACAAUUCCAUCCAAAAUGGUCGAUAUGUCCACAGCAGCGCUAUAUUAUUCGCUGAUAAACCAUCGUCCAAAAUCGAAGAAACUGUAACUGCUCUGAAAGAGAAAGCCAAAUCGCAUGAGAGCGGCGAAGGCAAACCGAAAGAUGUCAUCGUGAAGAAAUCCUUAAAACAGAAAAUUGUCGACGAGCUUGUACAUUAUUAUCACGGUUUUCGAUUGCUGUUCAUUGAUAUUUCGGUAUCGAUUAAAUUAUGUGGAAGAAUUCUAGCCGGCAAACAAUUGAGCAGAAGGGAACGAAACUUGCUUGUUCGAACUACUUCGGAUUUGUUCAGAUUGGUGCCGUUUUCGGUAUUCAUUAUUGUUCCAUUUAUGGAAUUAUUGUUACCCGUUUUUAUCAAGUUGUUCCCUGGAAUGUUACCGACCACUUUUGAAACAGCUUCUGAAAAAGAUAAGAAAAUGAAGCAGUCGUUGAAAGUGAAACUCGAAAUGGCUAAAUUUUUACAAGAAACGUUGGAUAAUAUGACGCUGAAAGGCACCGGUCAUUCUUCGCAAGCGGCUAAAGAUUUUGCAGGGUUUUUCGAAAAGGUCCGUUCGCAAGGUGGUCUUUGUACGAGCGAAGAAGUGAUGAAAUUUUCCAAAUUAUUCGAAGACGAAAUCACAUUAGACUCGCUUCCUAGACCGCAGCUGAUAGCGUUAUGUCGAGUGCUUGAAUUGAAGCCAAUUGGCACGUCGAAUUUCCUUCGUUUUCAACUUCGAAUGAAAUUACGAAGCUUGGCCGCCGACGAUGUCAUGAUCCAAAAAGAAGGCAUAGACACGUUGACGUUGAGCGAGCUGCAGCAAGCGUGUCGUGUACGAGGAAUGCGCGCGUAUGGUUUAUCGAUGGAUCGACUCAAGUAUCAAUUAUCUCAAUGGCUGGAAUUAAGCUUGCAUAAAAAAGUACCACCGUCGUUGUUACUGUUAUCGAGAGCUUUCAUGUUACCAGAGACCAUUCCUACUACGGAUAAAUUAAAAGCUACUAUAUCCGCGUUACCCGAAACUGUGGCUGUGAGCACAAAAGCUGCUAUUGGUGAACGAGAGGGUAAAGUUGACAAUAAAACUAAAAUCGAGAUUAUCAAAGAAGAACAACGUAAAAUCCAAGAAGAACGUAAAGAAGUGCUGGAAGAAAAACGUCAAGCCAAGGAAAAAUUGGAUGAUGAAAAAUUACAACGCGAUGCCGAAUUAUUGGUGGACAAAGCAUCCGAACUUGUCGACAAAGCUAUCGAUUUGGAACCCAAAGUAUUGUUUGAUAAAGCUCAACAUACCAUACAAACCAUCGAUCACGUUAAGAAGAAAUUAGAAGAUCAAGAGGUGUCUUCCGAAGAUAUUCAAACGUUAGAAGACGCCAUGGAAAUUCUAGCUUCCGAAAAGAAGAGCUUCUUGUUAGAAAAAGAAGAACUACAAGAUCUGAAAGAAGAAUUGGCCGAAUACAAAGAGGACGUCGAAGAUUUACAAGCUGUCGUCAAGACAUCGGAAGAAGCCGACGAUGCCAAGAUCAAAGAAUCCAAAGCAGCCAAACGUUUAUUCAAGAAAGUCAACAGCAUGAUUCAAAAGAUGGACGAAGUUGUAACGAAAUUAGAAAAGAAAGAAAAAGAUAUCAAAGAUACGCUCGAUCAUGAAGAAAAAGCCGCCGAUAACGACGAACUAUUACGAAUCGACGAACUAAUCGGCGCUAUUCGUAAAAUACAAAAAAUUCCCGACGAAGGGAAAUUGGAGAAAAUUGCCGCCGUGUUGGGUAAAAUCGACGAAGAUCGAGACGGUUCCAUUCGCGUCGAUACGGUUUUAAAAGUUUUAGAAGAAAUCGACGAAGAAAACGUCCAACUUUCGUCAGCACAAAUCCAAGAACUGGUCGACUUACUAGAAAAGGAAGCCGCCAUCGAAGUCGAAGAACAAGUAGAAAAAGCGUUGGAAAAAGAGUACUCGAAAGCGGCGCCUUCGUCGUCCAGCGAUGAUAAAAAAAGUCUGAACGAAAAAUUAAAAAUUCCCGAAAUACCAGCCGCCGGAAAGACUGUACCGCCACCGAGUGAAGAAGUGGAAAAACCGAAAUCGAAAGUAUUAUAAAUCAUGUGAUCCUCCUCCUCCUCCUCCUCCUCGUUUACAUACUUUUUUUUUAUAGCAAAUUAUUUUCAGUUUUACGAGAUGCGUUAUCAUUUCGUCAACGGAAAUAUGUAUUUUAUUUGCCAUAAUAACGAAAAGUUGUUCUACCAUUAUUUUAAAUAUUAUGUACUAUUAAAUUAGGUGAGAUUUUUGUAUAAACUUUUUCGCCGUGUUGUAAAUAAUUCUCUGUUUAUAGCGGCGCUGAUUCCGAUUCUGUAUCUCGCUGCUGACUGGCGUGGUUCUGGUUGCUUUUUAUCUGUUAUAACGUGAUUUUUUUUUCCUUUUCGUAUACCAAAUGUCUGUCUCUUGUCUUGAAUUUUGUAAUGAGAAUGUAAUUUAAUGCAAGUAUGUACUAGAGCCUUGCACGAUGGCUGAUGAUCGGUGCACCGGUGUCGCUAAAUUAUUAACUGCCUGCUUUUUAGCGAGUAGUAAAAUACAAAGUACCUACUCGGUUUACGUACUACUCUCAGAUAUGGACAUUUUUUUUCUCACGCCCACGAUCACGAUAUUUAGUACGUUCUUACGUUGUUUAAAAUAUGCAUCGAGGAAAUGUCCAAAGGGGCGUGGUUUAUGAAUUUAAUUAAACCGAUUCCGGUGCAACCUAGAUGCUAAAGCACUAAGCAGUGAGAAAGUAAUUAUUUCAAGUAGAACGAUGCUGCGAUAUCAAUAUAAAAUUACUCAUUUUUGAUUUACUCUAACCUUUCGUAGGUCAUAAAGACGAUUAUUAGGCUACAAUUUUCGUUGAUAAUGUUGCUGGCAUCUGUCUGUUUGUGCAGGGCUCUAAAUUAGGUAGCUAAGUAUGUACCAUGUAGUAUAAAAUGUUAAUAAGUACACGUACGUUUGGUGCGA